AGAGAGAGACAGUGAAAGUUCUGCCCUCGGUGAGAAUCAAGAGCAACAGCUGUUCAGGACAUACCCACCACAGGACAAAGGGUGUAGAGCUGUCAGUACUGGUAUGCUGAAAACUGGACAACUGUGAUGAAGGAGGGAUGAAGAGCAGGGAAGCAUGCAUCUGCAUUAGAAAGUGAGUCACAUUAAAUAUGUAGUUUUCAGGAAGGGAAGAGAACAGGGAACUCUUGUGCAAGUAGGAAGUGCUAAAUGGGACAUUUAGAAGAGGAACUCUGACAAAGAAAAUUAAAUGAAUGCAAGUGCACAGUACCUGAGAGAUAGAGAGAAGUUGAGAGAGACAGAGAACCAGAGAGAGAGAGAGAGAGAGAGAGAGAGAGAGAGAGAGAACAGAAACAAGGGGGAGGGAGACACACACCAAAAAAGGGCUUGAGCCAGAGCUGGAAUCAGUGCUUGCUGGACAAACGCACAGACGCCAGGGGAGAAGAAUAAGGCAACAACAGACAAAGUGAAAGACAGAGAGAGGGAGAGAGAGAGAGAGAGAGAGAGAGAGAGAGAGAGAGAGAGAGAGAGAGAGAGAGAGAGAGAGGGGUUGAUUUGUGAGGGAGAUUAAAAAGAACAGUGUGCACUGAAGACUGGGUAAGUGUAUUAAAGUAUGUUCCGUAUUUUUUGAGGUUAGUGGUAGUGUACAGAUUUCUAAGACUGGGUGAAUAGGGAGUGUCCUUUAUUGGAGGCUAUGGAAUAGAGCUGCAGCUGAAAACAGACUGUAAGCUGUGGUGUGCCACUAUGUCCACGGGCCCUGGGCCCCGAGAGGCCCCUCUGCCCAGAGAGAAGAUGCUGAAGGAGCCUGGUAUGACAGUGGGGAGCUCGCCUCAUAGUCCUGUGGGACUUCAGACACUACUUGACCUGCUUGUUGGAGUCUACGAGGAGUUCCAGUCCUCCGAUACAGCCAGAGAUAGAUACAUCAGACGCUUCCUGCAGUGGGCGGAGCCUCUGGUGAGCCAAGUGAAGAAGACCCGCAUAAAAAGGGAUGAUUUCAACAUCUUGAAGGUGAUCGGCCGGGGGACCUUCAGUGAGGUUGCUGUGGCUAGAAUGCGCAAUACUCAACAGGUCUAUGCACUGAAGAUAAUGAACAAAUGGGACAUGCUGAAGCGUGGAGAGACAGCAUGCUAUCAGGAGGAAAGGGAGGUUUUGCUAAAAGGGGAUCGUCGCUGGAUCACCGAGUUGCACUAUGCCUUCCAAGAUGACAAUUACCUUUACUUAGCAAUGGAUUACUACGUUGGUGGAGACUUGCUGACAUUGCUUAGUAAAUUUGGUGACCAUAUUCCAGAGGACAUGGCUCAGUUUUACUUGGCGGAGAUGGUGAUGGCUAUCGACUCUGUCCACAGACUUGGCUAUGUCCACAGAGAUGUAAAGCCUGAUAAUAUCCUGCUAACAGCAGAUGGACAUGUGCGACUGGGGGACUUUGGGUCAUGUUUGAGACUGCAUGAUGAUGGCUUGGUUCACUCUUCUCUGGCUGUUGGUACUCCAGACUACCUGUCUCCAGAGAUCUUGCGAGCAGUAGAAGGGGGAGGAGGCUAUGGUGUAGAGUGUGACUGGUGGGCUCUUGGUGUCUGUGCAUAUGAGAUGCUACUGGGGACCACACCCUUCUAUGCAGAGUCACUGUCUGAAACCUAUGCAAAAAUAAUCCACUUUCAGGAUUAUUUUGAGUUCCCGGCAUCUGCUGUGGACAUUUCUGAGGAGGCACGUUCCCUCAUCACCGGUUUGCUAUGUGACAGGAAUGAGAGGCUGGGUGCAAAUGGUUCUGCAGAUUUCCGAAGUCAUCCUUUCUUUAAUGGGCUCGAGUGGAGUGUCCUGCACCAGCUGCCUGCUCCGUAUCGGCCUGAAGUCUCCAAUGCUACAGACACUUCCAACUUUGAUGUGCUGGAUGACUGCCUCAGUGAAACAGAGACUCUGACUGAUGUAAUGGACAGAGCACCUAGAGGAAUUCACCUAGCAUUUGUUGGAUACUCUUAUACAGCUACCAGAGAAACAGGAGCUGUGGACCGCAGCCAAGACAUCAUGAUGGAGAUUGACCAGCAGCCAGUUCUUGAGGCUCUGUACCUGCCGGAGAAUCUGAAUCAUGUGUGGCAGCUCAGGGAGCCUCAUGAGAUGUCAACACAGACAGAUUUUCCCCUGGCCCUUGAACACAGUACUGUAGAGCCUUCAACCACAUCAGAUACAGAACAGAACAAUACUCAAAUCCAGGAGUUGCAGAGGCAACUGAGCGAGGCUGAGCAAAGAAACAGAGACCUGAAACAAGAAGUACAAACCCUGCAUGACGAGAUCCACAGACUCAAGGACCAGCAGGACAAAGAACUGUGUAUGUGCCCAUCGCCUGUAUUUCUGCCUGCCUGCUGUGUGGAGCCUUUCAGGGAUAACUCAGCAGUGCCCCCUGCCUGUCAUUACCCACUAGUGAGGCCUCUGCUGCGCCACCUGCUGCUGUUCCACAGGGUGCGUUGGCCACAGGUGAAGUCUGAGUCGUACCUGCUGGUGUGUGCAGCAAGCAGCGAACUCCAGAUGUGGGAGCGCUACUGCAGUUUCGAGCUCUCCUGAGUGCUGCUGUGUGAAGAGCUGAUGUCGGGUUCUCUGUGUGGGUCCAACAUGACAGUCUGGUGCUCUCAGACAGCUUGUAUAAUUCAGUCUAUAAAACUGUCCACACUAUUCUAAACCACACUGCUGAGAGCCACCCUGUCAUUAACGCCAUUCAGGAGUACUGUAUGUGCAACUGGGGUUCAUUCAUUAACAAGCAGCAAGCUUAAUUUCUUAAUGUUUACUUUAUAGACCUCAUUGAUUUUCAUUGAUUGCAGGUUCAUGCAGGCUGACACUUGAUUGCACUUGUUAUUGAAAAAUGGGUUUAUGGUCUUUCAGUUUGUAUGAUACUCCUUUUAUACACACUUAAGCUUUUGGAAUGUAAUUUAAAACAAGUGCCAUCUGAUAUAUCAAGCUUGUGUAUCAGGCACUGACACUAACACGCUCACAUUAGCUUAGGUUACAGACAAACAAAA
Molecule: messenger RNA, 3041 nt
Organism: Hemibagrus wyckioides
Lineage: Eukaryota; Metazoa; Chordata; Actinopteri; Siluriformes; Bagridae
Product: myotonin-protein kinase
Exons: 15
Coding region: 781-2589 (602 amino acids)
Biological process (GO): peptidyl-threonine phosphorylation; actomyosin structure organization
Cellular component (GO): cytoskeleton; cytoplasm
Molecular function (GO): protein serine/threonine kinase activity; ATP binding
Source: RefSeq, a predicted model, not a curated record